AAAUAGAAAAUGAAAUGAAUUGCAAGGGCGAUGUAACUCAUCAAAUGAUGGAGUAUGCGUACAUCAGUGCAUACAAUCUUGUCUGCAGAAUCUUUGCAAGUCUCAGUAAGUACAGCCAGAAUAACUACUUGAAAACAGCAGAACAGAGCCUAAGAGAAAAAAAACAGAUGCAUCUUGACCGGAUAAAAAUGAAUGAAGAGCUCAUAUCAGACAUUACCAACGGCUGGGUAGAACCUGAGAUCCGACAGCUAUUUAAAGACAACAUCAACGAGAAAGUGCAGCUCUACGCUAUGCGCAUGCCAAAAGUAAAAGUUGAAAGAAGUAGCACAGAAAAAGACCAGGAAGAAAGCAUCCUGCUGCCAGCUAGAAAAACCUCCAAAAAGGUAAACUUUGUCUUGUUAAUGGUGCUGAUCACGAUUAUAUUUAUGCUAAUAUACAGUAGCAUCUUUAUUCUUAAAUCAAGACACUUCAGAAAAGCAUAA
Messenger RNA from Nematocida minor, 482 nucleotides. RefSeq lists its product as uncharacterized. The transcript has a single exon. The annotation marks the transcript as partial. The record is from RefSeq and is a predicted model, not a curated record. NCBI's taxonomy places the organism in Eukaryota, Fungi, Microsporidia.